AUAAAGAAUCAUAAAUCAAGAAAAUAAAGAAAAAAAUAGAAGAAACGUGAGAAAAAUCUGACGCACAGACGUACCUCGGUAAAUGUCAUGGAAACAGAACCCUGACCCAGACCGAGCCUAUAAAAGCUCUGAGCACCAUUCUCAUCUCUCUCUUUGCACCUGGACACUGACCUGAGUUGACCUACUGCAAUAAACACAAACUGUGACGCUAACCUUUGGAAAGCUAAGUCUUGGAGAAUUCAACUACUACUACUACUGGAAGACAACUAAACACAACUUUUGGACUUACGCACUCAUCGAACCACCAAGGACAACCCACCACCCUGACCAUGACCGACAGCAGGCCGCUGCCCACCGGGGAGCCUCUUCUGGCUGGAGUCGCCCAUGAGGUGGACGACCACCAUGCAGAAGGCAUUCAACCUCCCACAGAAGAUGGCCCCCGUGAAGUGGACUACGAUCUCCCAAUCGUCAUCUCUUCAGAUGAAGAGGAGGACAGUGUGGUUAUUGUUAUUGAGGAUGGAGAUGAUGAGGAAGAUUACCGCAGUGACGAGGAGGAGGAGUCUGAGGAGGAACACUGGACCAGUGAGGAUUCUGGUUAUGACACCCUAUCUGAGGAGGAGGAAGACUUAGAAGACGACGAUGUCAACAUCGGACGUCUCUCUCCUCUCAUCCAGGAAUUCCCCCCAGAAGAGUUCUGGCAUGGCUGGCGACAAGAGUUUUCUCCCUUUCCUGCUGAUGUUGCCCACCCACACGUUCCUGACGAGCGACUGCCCCCGGUGCUUCCCCUUGCUGGUCCCUGCAGCUCUGUUGCCGAACCCUCAAGACCUGAAGACCCUGCUGCCUCAACAUCAGGCCACAGCUCCUCUACAAAGAGAAGCAGGGAGGAGAGCCACAGCGAGCAGGUGAAGCUGGCUAUACCAGAUAAAGUUGUUACAGGUGGAGCAGUGGAGGCUGGAGCACUUCCCCCAAGACCGAGACCCGACUUCCAGACCAGACAGAAGGAUGGAUGACCACAGGACCAGCUGGUGAAGAGUGGUGGCCCUUGUCUCAGUGGGCUCACACCAAAGGGGUUCACUGAACCAUUGUCAGCACCAUACUCACUGCCAGUCAACAAACAGUAUCUGCAGAGCCAGUGAGUCAAGAACCAACCCUCCAGCCACCGAUCCAGAGGCUGAGGAGCAUCUUGCCUUCCCGCACAGAGGAAAUUUUCACUUUCUGCUUCUUCUGUGCUGGUGGGUUUGGGAUGCUCUUCACACACACACACACACGCACGCACGCACGCACGCACGCACGCACACACACACGCAGACACGCACACACGCAGACACGCAGGAAACUCAUCAUCUGCCUCCCUGUGUACAGAAGUCAAGACAGUCAAGAAAGACUUUGUCACAUUUUAUAUAGCACAUGGAUGUAAACACAGUUGUACCAUGUAAUUAAUGUAAACCUUUCAGAAUUGUAUAAUCUUUCAUGUAUUAUGCAGAAAUAAAUAUUGUGAAUAUUGUAA
Molecule: messenger RNA, 1507 nt
Organism: Seriola aureovittata
Lineage: Eukaryota; Metazoa; Chordata; Actinopteri; Carangiformes; Carangidae
Product: proline-, glutamic acid- and leucine-rich protein 1-like
Exons: 5
Coding region: 330-1010 (226 amino acids)
Source: RefSeq, a predicted model, not a curated record